Xenia sp. Carnegie-2017 is the source of this 3892-nucleotide messenger RNA. Its product is annotated as zinc finger protein 235-like. The transcript is spliced from 8 exons. The record is from RefSeq and is a predicted model, not a curated record. Gene Ontology annotation, molecular function: RNA polymerase II cis-regulatory region sequence-specific DNA binding; DNA-binding transcription factor activity, RNA polymerase II-specific. Gene Ontology annotation, biological process: regulation of DNA-templated transcription. Bases 772 to 2847 code for a protein of 691 amino acids. Lineage: Eukaryota; Metazoa; Cnidaria; Anthozoa; Malacalcyonacea; Xeniidae.
CCAAACUACCUGUGAAAUAAUGGACCUCGAGUUAAUGCUUGAAUCGGUCCGAAUUUUCCUUUUGUCAAAAUACUUAGCAAGCUUCACUUUUCAUGAGCUGGCCCUUAAGUUUUUGAUUCUAAGCGAAGUAAAAGGGAAUGCCAAGUCGAAAUAACAUGGUGACGAAAAUUUUCAGAAAUUAUGAACGUGGGUUGGAAAUGUGUCCAUAUGGCUUAUUUGCAUUUAACGCCCCGUAUUAGGUAAAUUUGUAGGUUGGAUUUUGCCUUAUCAAGAAGAUUCGAGAUUGUCGAAUAUCACGUCCAUUUCAGUGACCAAGGCUUGGCUCAUAUUUGCUUUGUUAUGUACUUUCAACCGCUGCAUCGAAUUGAGAAACCUCGUUACUUAGCUAUUGUUCUCAAUCCCCGUACCACCGGAGACUACGAAGCCACGAAAUCUUUAAAAUUAUAUAUUAAACAUGAUUUAUGAGAGAAAAAUAAAUGCAUGAAUAAAUGAAUAGGAAAAACGUUCAUUAACAGUGUUGCCAACACCAAAGAAUAAACCGCACUCGACUGACAACACGCAUAUAAUUAGUGCAACAAAGGUGGCGAGCCGUUGAGCGCGUUUUUCGGCCUGACAUGCAAACCAAACUGGUGUGACGUGAAAGCGAGGCUCAAUCAAUAACCAUCAUCGACCAACAUGGCGUCAACUUGUUGUUGUUGUGUUUUGCAUUGUCCUUACCAAAGGAAAGUACAUUGUACACAAGUUGAUGUGCUCUAGGGUCGCGUCUCGAUUAUGGCCGACGAAGAUGAACCGAAAAAGGGACAAAAUUUGGAAAUGAUAGUGUCCAAGUUGGCGAAAGAAAAGCCGACAAAUGGUAACAUAAUAUUGAUAUCUGGCGUGAACAUAGAGAAUUUGUCAUUUCCCGGCGAUCCAGAAGGUGAAAGCGAUGAUUGUGAACCCGAUCUUCAUCAAUGUGGUAAAUGUAAACGGAUGUUUAGUAUGCUGGAGAAGUACUUACAACAUCGUGCCAAUAAGUCGUGUCGAAAGAGACAUGCAGACUCCAUUGAUAUUAUGAGUGACGAGGUGGAAGCCCUCGACAGGCACCCGAGAUUGUGCAUGGAGGCAACAGGCAGUAGUGGCUCUAUGGCUGACAAUGACAACACAGAGAUGAUGGAAUUGGCUAGCAGAAGGAAACACGAUAGGAAAGGUGUGGCGCGAAAAAGGACAAGUUUUUCACGUCGAGAAGCAGUACCAAACGGUGUGAACAACACGGAGCCAUCCCGCGUCAAUAUGAACGGCGUUUCUGAAAUGAUUACACCAAACUACAACAAUAGUCCGACACUCGCUUCCAUUAGUAAUUACAGGACCGUAUAUCAACAUCCCACAAUGCCUAACAAUGACAUAUAUUCUCUUAUGGAGCACACUAAAAACUCCAGCAUAAAAGAAGUCCACAUUGACGAGAAUGGCGUGGCGACAAGUCGUCCUCGUGAAAUGUUAAAUGGUCACGUUCUUCCUAUCUUUCAUCAUUCAUCCCUUAACUCCCCUCCUAAUCCUCGCUAUCCCGCGCCUUUUGCUGUACAUAAUCACCUGCCCAGUUUGCCACCCAGUCAAGAAGCAGUUCAUUUCACGGAAAAGGUCUUACACCCGGAGCCUAUUCUUGUUUCAUAUCCUGCAAUCGAGAAUCCGGAAGUAAGCCAGAAAACUGGGGAAAAACGUCGCUUCAAAUGUGACAAAUGCGACCGCGAUUUCAAUCAGCGGGCCAAUCUGCGCCGGCAUCAAUUAGUGCACAGCGGCGAGAAGCCAUUCGAGUGUGAUCAAUGUCACCGGCGCUUUCAGCAACAGGGUGACCUAAAACGUCACAUGUUGCGUCACGCAGAGGUCACGUGGUAUCAUUGUCGACCAUGUGACAAACGUUUCAUGCGCAUUGAUCGCUAUAAGGCACAUAUGAGAGGCCAUGUAGAAAAUGGCAGACUACCCACGGGCGAUGGUACUUCAAUGGUUUCUAUGAAUAACGGUGCCGUCGUAUCCACUGAGGAGGGGGAUACCGCUGAGAAACCUGUGGGCUCACACCACAUUUGCUCGAAGUGCAAUCAAACGUUUACUGAGCCGGACGAACUGCUGGCUCACUUAUGUUCAGACAGUAUCACCGCUGUUUCCUCGGCUCCCAUGGAAACCACGAAAAGUGGCGGUGCUGAAUUGGAGCCCGAAGCUGCUGUUAAAAUGGCUGAACAAUACGUGAAGACACAAGCAGCUGAUGCAGAUCACUCGAGGGCCUACAGUUCUUCGCGUUCUUCGCGUGGAAAGCUCACGAACCCACACAAAUGUCCGAUGUGUAAUGCUCAUUAUAAGAACGAAGACUCGUUACAGGCUCAUAUUUUAAAACAUUCGGGCGAGAAGAAGUACAAAUGCGACCAAUGCCCUAAAGCUUUCUUUACAUCAAGUAAUUUGAAGAUACACCGUCGAAUACACUCCGGUGACAAACCCUUAAAAUGUAAAGUUUGCUUUAAAGCGUUCAGCGAUCCUUCCAACUUCAACAAGCACAAGAAAUCUCACAUGAAAGGAAAACUCGAUCACAAAGGCACACCGAAGAAAGGACGAAAACGAGACGUAAAGCCGGAUCACGGGGGAUUUAAUGAGACUAUGGUCGAAGCUAUAGGAAAAGAUGGGGACACGUAUGAAUCCCCGACGAGAGAAUUCCUCCAAAAUCAGUACGAGGCUUUGCUACCUGCUUUAGAAGAUGAUCGUGUAGAGGGCGCGAAAACUGGCUCUACCAUUGCUGAAGUAUUAAAUCCCGAUGCUAUGGAAAAUACGUUUAGUGAUGAACACAUAAAGUAUUCCGUAUCUUUUGUGGAGUCUCCUUCUUACUGAGGGCUCAGAGAAUAAUUACUGAUACCGUACCACAAUCAUUGCAUACGAGUCGUAGCGAUGGUCCAAGAUGCAUUGCGCGCACGGUAAUUGUCAAGAACUUGAAAGAAACAAAACUUGGUCUCAAAAACCCUUUAUCUAAAUGUGUGUCGUUAAGAUUAGUAUUCUUAUACCUUGGCAUUUUUCAAUUUUUCAAAAUGCCACGUCGUUUGAUAAUUCGCGACCAAACGACGAAAAACCAGAAGGAAUCUUACCGAUCACUUAAAUGAAAUUGUUGGUUUUAAUGGUUUAAGGCCCCCACUGUCCGAUCGAAGGGCUAUAAAUUCGAAAAUGAUUUACGCGAGGAAGAUGUAAAAAUAUAGUUAGGGCGAAAACUUUUGUCGUUAAAAAAGAACUCGUUUUCAUGUCGUGAACGUUAUUUGAAGUUCUGAUCAUUUGAUAUUUAUGACGGAAAGUAUUUAGCGGUUAACUUAUUCAUAUUAGAGCACAUAAUAUUGUAAAUAGAUGUGCGGUAAUGGUUUUAAAAACAUUUUAGUCGCUGACCUAUGAAAGGGCUCAGACUGACACAUAGCUUCGUGUUAUUAGGUUAAGCAUCCUACCUUGAUUUGAUAAUAACGCGCAUAUACAGCGGUGUAUAGUCAUUGGUAGACGCAUUUGGUAAACUUUUAAUUCUAUAUAGAGAGGGUAAAUCAUCUUUAGAAGAGCUGACCAUUCUGCGUUAACCUAUGGCUUGUAUUCUUAUCGAGAGUUUCUGUUCUGAUUUUAACUUAUUAAGUUUGCUUAUCGUGGUAAAAUUUUAACAUCUUUAGGUUUGAUCUUGUUAUACACGAUAACAGCCUAAAACGACAGCGCAUUUUACUUCAGUAACGUAGAAUAUAUUAUAUGAUAAAUAUUUAGAUGUAUUAAGUAAAUAUGGUAUUAAUAUUAUGAGUGCGAAACGCCAACUUUUAUUUAUUAAGAUAUUAAAGUAUUAUUCGUGAUUUCAUGGGUAGCUAUCACAUUAUAUGUAUAUAUUUGGAAAAUGGAUUAAAGUUUAAAGCUUGCCUUA